AAUAUUUUCAGGGAAAAUUGUACUGUUUAGUUCUUUUUCGAGAUUGGUUCUGAGAUUUUUCACAGAGUCGCAGCCGAAGAAAGCGUGUUCCGGCGUAUCCUCGGCAGACAGGCAUAGGGCACAUAAGGGGGAGGGAGUUAAUUUAAAUCUAUUAAGGUAGCUAUUAAAAGAACCGUGACCCGACAUGAACUGCGAUAAGAAGAAAUCUGCUUCUCCAUGGGUCCUCUCCAUCCAGAUUUGCAAUGAAGGAAGGAGUCUAUGCAGCCAGCGAUCAUCUUGAUUUCCAGUACAUGUCCAACGAGUAUUCCAUCUCCUGUUAAUGUCUACCUCGAUUUCCAAUUUAUCCUCUUCUUUUUUAAUUUGGCGGAGUUUUCGUUCAAUCAGCAAGUCCGUUGGGGGGAUGUCCGUUAAAAUAUCCAAAACUGAGUUGCUCACCGUCCUGUAUGCGCAGCAUAACCCUCUUUUGAGCGGCCUGAUGGUUGUUGUAAUUAGUUUGAUAUUCUUUUUCUUGUUGCAACUUGCAGACCAUAUCUCUACCCCAUACCAUAAGAUGGAAAGUAUGGCGUAUACGAUUAGUCUUCUCUUCAAAAAAGAGGGCCCAUCAAUGUUUGGCAUUAUCGAGCGAAAGUGAUUAGUCACUCUCUUCGCCUUUUCGCACACUGUCUUGAGGUGGUGGGACAUGCUCAGACCCUUGUCUAGAAAGAAGCCAAGGUAUCUGAGCGAUGUCCCCACCUCUAAGAUCUGACCGUCUACUGAUAUCUGCGCUUCUACCCGAUCUUUCUUCUUGCCCUCCAAGAUGAGUGACUCGGUCUUGCUGCGUUCCAUUGUGAGAUCUCUUUUCUUUAACUGCUUGUUUGUUUGUGCUGUUAUCCUGUUACUGUCGUGGAGAAGGGUUUGCUUAUUUUUUGUGAUCAAUACGAUAAGCAUGUCAUCCGCGUAUGCAAUUUUUUCAGCAUGAGGAUCAGUUUUACUUUUAAUUAUAGGAUCGUACACAAUGUUCCAAAGAAGAGGGCCAAUGAUACUACCCUGGAAGCUGCCGGCGGUCACUUUAAAGAUCAGGUCGCCAGAUUCGACGUAUCUCUCCUUCAGGAGGCGUGGCAAGGAAUGUGGCUGGGCGUGACGUCAUUGGCCCUGGUCGUGAGUCUCUGCUCGGCGAGUUCGUCUGAGUUGGUGCUGGGCUACCUGACAGGGUCGCGGCGGAAGGAGGGCGAUCAGGUGUACGAGCGGCCCGGGCUCCAGAUUUCGGCUGCCCUCCCUCUUUCCAUCCGCGACGUCAACGAGCGGCUCCUGGCCCAGCGCAACGUCUCUCUCCGCUUCCGGGUCGCCGAGACUUUCGGCGAGGAGACACUCAGCAUCCUGGAGACGGCCCAGCUUUGGCGCGAGAACAUCUCCGCGUACAUUGGACCUCAGGAGACCUGCGUCCACGAGGGCCGACUCGCCGCCGCCUUCAACAUCGCCAUGAUCUCCUAUAUGUGCAGUGACGUAGAGGUCUCGGACAAGGAAAAUUUCCCUACUUUUGCGCGGACCAUUCCUCCGAUCACUCGAAUAUCAAAAUCAGUGGCUGCAUUGCUCAAAAAAUUCAACUGGACUCAGGUAACUUUCCUGUAUUUGGACUCAGCCGAGUUGAAAGUUGUGAAGUAUAGAAAAAUUGCUACUGCCAUCAUCGCUGUACUGGAGAAGGCUGGUAUUUACGUUAGAAUGAGACGGACCUGGGAGUCAUAUCACUACAUUUACGAUGCAAUAAAUCCCUUCUCCCAAAUCGUCGAGGAAACUUUCGAGGAAACUAGAAUUUACCUUAUUCUGCUCGGACCGUAUUUUGAACACUUUGGACUCUUGUUGGCAUUGAAGGAAAAGCGGUUGCUUGAGAAAGGCGAAUAUUUCGUGGUGGGGAUCGACACGGAGCUGUAUGACCCUGAGGUGGAUCCCUCCAAGUACCUGCGCCCGGUGCUGAAAAACGACGCACCGUUGGACCACGAGCUUUUCAAGGCGUACAUGGCCAUCGUGCCGACGGCCCACGAGGGUUUCAGCAACUUCUCCGACCGCGUCAUCGAAUGCAUGAACCAGAAGACAACAGCCACAGCCUCGGCCGCGUCAGCUUCUGAGCAAGCGUCGUCCCAAGGACAAAGUCCCGCUUCCUCAACGAUCAACGAGUGUGCCAAGGAACACAAGCUCUCCUACAGCAACGUCAUCAAGGAGUUUCCGCGCAACAUCACCAUCAAGAUCAGGCACGAGGCAGCAUAUCUUUACGAUGCCGUUCAGUUGUACGCAAUGGCUCUUUUAAAAAUGCUCGACCAAGGGGAGGAUCCGUAUAAUGGGUCGGCCGUCUUCGCUCAUAUUCAAAAUAAACAUUACCAAAGCGCCAUGGGAUACAUGGUGCACAUCGAUGAGAACGGAGAUGCGAGCGGUUAUUACGUGCUGCUUCACAUGGAGCCACUUCGAGAGGUGGACAAGCGGACGAGGAACGUGUGCAACGACGGCAAAGACCUCCUCAAAAGACCCAACAGCAAAGGCGGCAACUGCACCCAGAGUGACUACGGCUUUUACCCGGCCGGCGACUUCGUCCUCGUCUCCAACUCCACUGACCUGCCGGAGCUCCGACUGCUAUCCGAAGACAUCCUGUAUUGGAUUAACGGGAAACCUCCCGCUGCAGAACCAAAGUGUGGCUUCAAAGGAGAGAAAUGCCCGAAAUCGCAUAUCUUGGAGGUGAUGGGAGUUGUCGUGGGAGUGAUCUGUUCGGUAUUGACGAUUUCCGCGUUCAUCAUCUACCGAAACUGGCGCUACGAGCAGGAGUUGGACAGCCUCCUGUGGAAGAUCGACUUCAAAGACGUCGACAUGAACAUCGAGCAAGAUGCCUCGAACCGAACACACCGGGGUACCAGUGCGAGCAUAGGGACUAACGCGCAUCCGUUGAUCCGGACCAGCCAGGUCUCGUUGAGCUCGAAUCCAGAUGCGGAUUUCAGGUUCUCCACAAUCCACACCACCAUAGGCAUUUACAAGGGCCAGGUCUACGCCGUCAAGAGGAUCGCAAAGAAGUCAAUCGAUAUCACCCGUGUCAUGAAAAAAGAGCUCAAAACGUUGCGGGAUUUAAGGCACGAUAACCUGAAUGCCUUCAUAGGAGCCUGCACGGAGCCACCGAACAUUUGUAUAGUGACUGUCUACUGUACGAGAGGCAGCCUUAAGGACAUCCUAGUGAAUGAGGACAUUCGGCUAGACAGUAGUUUCAUAGCAUCUUUUGUCGACGAUAUAAUUAGGGGGAUGAUUUUCCUUCAUAGCUCUCCGUUUCAAAUGCACGGGAACUUGAAAACUUCAAACUGUCUCGUAGAUUCAAGGUGGGUGUUGAAGUUGACAGAUUUUGGUCUGUGGCAGUUCAAAAGUGAUCCCGAGAACCACCCUCACCAUUUCUUAAAACAUAAUCAAGAUACGAGCGAAUCACCCAACUGUAAAUGUGAAGGGUUGUUGUACAGGGCACCAGAACUCCUGCAGGAGCCAUCUCUUUUAUUCAACGGAGGGACUCAGAAGGGAGACGUUUACUCUUUCGCCAUUAUUCUCCACGAGCUCCACAGUCGGAAGGGACCGUACGGAAAGGACUUCGUCCAAGAGGGCCACGAUCCUCUCACUCCGUUCGAGAUCUUAUGUAGGAUCACCCAGUCAAAAAUUGAGUACCGGCCAAAUCUUGAACUACUGGAAAACAGUUUUGAGUAUGUUCGAGACUGCUUGCAAGAGUGUUGGGACCAAGACCCAGAGAAACGUCCAGACUUCAAAAUGGUGCGGAUGAAACUGCGGCUUAUGAGGAAAGGGAUGAAAUCAAAUAUUGUGGACAACUGCAUGGCAAUGAUGGAGAAACACUCAUCAGGAAUGGAAUAUCUUGUCUCUGUACGCACUGCUGCUCUCAAUGAAGAAAAAAAGAAAACAGAGGCUUUGUUGAACAAGAUGCUUCCUCCUUCAGUAGCUGAACAGUUGAUUCAAGGCAAAGAAGUCAAACCUGAAGGCUUUGACUGUGUCACAAUUUUUUUCUCAGAUAUUCAAGGUUUCACAGAAAUGUGUGCCCAAAGCACACCUUUAGAGGUGGUCAAAUUCCUAAAUUGUCUCUAUUCUUGUUUUGACGAGAUUAUUGACCACUUUCUUGUAUACAAGGUGGAAACUAUUGGUGAUGCUUAUAUGGUGGCAAGUGGCUUGCCCAUCCGAAAUGGAAAUUUUCAUGCUGCUGAGAUAGCUACAAUGGCGUUAGAUCUGUUAGAGGAAGUGAAAGCAUUUAAAAUCGAGCAUCGUCCAGAUGAUAAAUUGCAACUCAGGAUGGGGAUUCACUCAGGUCCUGUGUGUGCAGGUGUUGUAGGACAAAAAAUGCCGAGGUAUUGUCUGUUUGGGGAUACUGUUAACACAGCGAGUCGUAUGGAGUCAAAUAGCGAACCACUGAAGAUUCACUGCAGCAAUGAAACAAAAGAAUUGCUGAAGGCUCUCGGUGGUUAUUUGUUGGAGAAAAGAGGCGAAAUCGAGAUGAAAGGGAAAGGUCUAGUCACAACACACUAUUUAUUAAAAGAAGACCACAGUCAUCGUGAAAGGCGUAAUAUUGAGCGAGACAAGUGGCGAGCUGACUUGGACAAGAACAUUCUGAAAAGAACAAAAAACCUUGAAAGCAAUGGAUAUCCACAGCGCGGUAAUGGAUUACCGAGAAGCAGUUUGAAACAUCGGAAUCCUGCAACAAAUACUCAGACCCUUUUAUCGCGAUGUGUCAGCUUAGAGUCGCCUAAAAGGUUAAGGUUCGCCAAUAAUCCAGAAUUGAAAUGUCCUCGUGAUUCUUUAGAGAUUAUCUCUGAUUCUAGUCCAGCAAAAAGACGACCCUCUGGUGUGAUGGAACUAGAUGAGCUGUUUUGUGAACGGCACUUUAGUGCAUCUUGUCCUUGUAUUAAGGAUGUUAUUCCGACUGUGAAUGGGGUUGAAAUUGAUAAUUCCUCAAAAACAUCGAAACGGACAGAUUUGCUGUCAACAAGUGUUCCUUCAUUGUGCCCAGUACUCCCUUUGUCACUUAAAUCUGAUAGAACGGAUAUUGACAUCAGAUCAUUGAAUGAUGACAGUGUUUCAAUACCCCUUCUGAGUUUCAAUGAACAGUGUAAGGACUGAUGAAAAUGUUUCUUCGUAAACUUCCUAGAUGCAACCAAUUUUUCUGUACAAACUUUGUGGAUCUCUAGCUUAAUGUUAGGUUUGGAGAAUUUUUAAUUGACUUCAACCAAGAAACUAUCUGCAGAAAUUUGAUUUAGUGCCGUAAUACGCUAGUUUCAAUCCAGCGUAAAGUGUAACUCUCUAAUGCAGUCGUGCAAAAGACAAUUUAAAAAAAACCUUACACAAAAAAAUAACUCAGAAACUUACAUAAAUUCUCAAAAUUUACUUUAAAUUUUCUUAAAAAGUGAAGGAAUAAAGGAUAUUCUCUGGUUUUUAUUUGCAAAAAGAAACUGCGAGACAAGAAACUAAGAUGUCUAAAUGUACUUCGCAAGUGAUGGUACAAAAAGGCUUUAUUUUUCACCAUUCUCAUACUGGGUAUUUUUUUGCAAAACAGUACAUUUUCAUGCAUUUGCGCACUGGGUAUUGAAUUUCUAUACUUCUAAAGUUGAGUGCCCUUCUGUGUAAUAGUAAGUAUUGUCAGUGUAUUGGAAGACUGAAAUUUUAUCAAAUUUAUAGAUGGGCACUAGAAGUUUUUUAAUUCAUAUUCUGUCAGGUACUCCUCAUACUUUCAAUCUGAGUGUAUUUUAUCAUAAUAUUCGAUUAGGUUUUAAAUAUUUGCUAAUAGCGUUUCUGGAAGUGAAGAAGUAUUUCUGAAAGUGAUAUAGUUUCCUGCAAUUAGUCUCAGAAACUGCAAAAUAUUAUUGUGUCCUUCUUUUACUUAUGAAUCAUUAGCUGAGUUAAGUUUUUGACGUUACUUAUUUUCUAAUUUUAUCUCUUUUAAAUACUUUUUGAAUUUUAAUUUCGAUUGGAAACUUUGUAAAUUUAUCAUAAAAUUUAUGAUAUCAGAAUGAAGGAUGGUAGUUUAUCUACCAAUUUUACGAAGGAGCAGUAUAAAUCUUCAAUCUAUUUUUAAGGCAUUAAUUGAUAAAUAUCGAUUGAUUCUGUAAAAUUUCACUUUUUUUUAUUUAGAGAGAAGAAGAGUUUUACAAAUUUUCACUGGGUCAUAAUGCUCUUGGCCUUUCAUCCCUUCAUUCAUAUCCCUCACUGCGUGUAACUCUAUCGUUCUCUCAGUGAUCAACUGGAAGGAACUAUUCAAUGCAGAACGAGGCCAUAGCUGCUUGCCUUAAAAAUUUACUGCCUUCACAUUGAUUUAUUGUAAAUGGAAGAAAAAACAUCAUUUUGAAGUACAUAUGACAUCAAAAUUUUGCCCACAGACAAUGUAACCAAAUAAGAAACAACUUUCUCUGAAUCCUUAUAAUUUUUUAAACCUUCGUGCUCACUGUGACAUUCCUGACAUGUAAGUUAACUUAGGUAGAAGUUUUUAGAACAUAGAUAUUUUAUUAGUUAAAUUGCUUUUGACUUAGAUUUUUAAUUGAACAAAUGAUUUUUAAAAUCUCUAUGUAAGGUUUAGUCCCUUUACUGCUUGUAAAAUGUUUGUGAGCUGUUUAGUCCCUUUACUGCUCGCAAAAUGUUUGAGAGCUCUCUGACUGUGUUAUUGUCUCAAUGGUUGAAAAAAUAAAUAAUUGUUUACUUUAA
Messenger RNA from Bemisia tabaci, 6693 nucleotides. The record is from RefSeq and is a predicted model, not a curated record. Lineage: Eukaryota; Metazoa; Arthropoda; Insecta; Hemiptera; Aleyrodidae.